UUCAUUUUUAUUGUGUGCCUAGAUCUUUGUCUGCUGUCCUUGGACCCUCAAUUCUUCCCCCUUCUGGUCCAGGCCCCACGGCAUCUCCGGACCCUUAAUGGGGGAGGAUCCCACACCUUCCUGCCUGUGUGGUGUGCUUGUGUGAGUGUGUGUGUGUGUGUUGCAGACUCUGGAGCAGCAGCGGCGGCAGCAGCAGCAUCAUCCUCCGCAUCAUCCCUUCCUCCUCCUCGGAGCAUCCUUCUCCAUCCUUCCUUCCUCUGGCAAUGCAGGGCUCUCCAUCCUCCUGAGCCGAGCCAAAGGCAUCGCGGCACAGUUAGGCCGGAAGGAAGCGCAGAGGGGAUGGUGCUCGAGGGCAGCCCGGAAGCGGUGACGUCCCAGUCCAUCGACCUCCGGCGCGCCUGUCCCAAGAACGGCCGCCUUUACCCUUCCGCGGGGGACAGCCUCCUCUUGUCCAAGGAGCCCGUCAAGUACGGGGAGCUCAUCGUCUUGGGGUACAAUGGCUCCUUGCCCAACGGCGACAAGGGCCGGCGCCGCAGCCGGCUGGCCUUGUUCAAGAGGCCCAAGGCCAACGGAGUCAAGCCAGACGUCAUCCACCAUAUCUCCACGCCGCUCGUGUCCAAGGCCCUAAGCAACAAAAGCCAACACAGCAUCUCGUACACACUUUCCCGGAGCCACUCGGUCAUCGUGGAGUACACACACGACAGUGAAACUGACAUGUUCCAGAUCGGGCGCUCGACGGAGAGCAUGAUAGACUUUGUGGUGACGGACACGGCCUCGGGGUCCAGCGCGGCCACGGACGGCCAGUCGGCGCAGAGCACCAUCUCCCGCUUCGCCUGCCGCGUCAUCUGCGAGCGGAGCCCCCCGUACACCGCGCGCAUUUACGCUGCCGGCUUCGAUGCCUCGCGCAACAUUUUCCUUGGAGCAGGAGAGGGCGGCGAAGUGGAGGACUCCGGACGGGCUGAUGGACGGCUUGACCACCAAUGGGGUGCUGGUCAUGCACCCCAACGGGGGCUUCAGCGAGGACUCCACGCCCGGCGUGUGGCGAGAGAUUUCCGUGUGCGGGAACGUGUACGCCCUGCGAGACAGCCGCUCUGCCCAGCAGCGGGGCAAACUGGUGGAGUCGGAGUCGAACGUGCUGCAGGACGGCUCGCUGAUCGACCUCUGCGGGGCCACGCUGCUGUGGCGGACCUCGGAGGGGCUCCGACACACGCCAACGCUGCAGCAGCUGGAGGCGCUGCGGCAGGAGAUCAACGCGGCACGGCCACAGUGCCCGGUGGGCUUCAGCACGCUGGCCUUCCCCAGCCUGGCGCAGCGUGGGGUGGUGGAGAAGAAGCAGCCCUGGGUCUACGUCAACUGCGGCCACGUCCACGGCUUCCACAACUGGGGCUUCCGCAAGGAGAAAGGGGGCCUGGAGCGGGAAUGCCCCAUGUGCCGGCGGGCGGGCCCCUACGUGCCGCUCUGGCUGGGCUGCGAGGCCGGGCUCUACCUGGGCGCCGGGCGGCCCACCCACGCCUUCUGCCCCUGCGGCCACGUCUGCUCCGCCAAGACUGUACAGUAUUGGGCCCAGAUCCCGCUGCCCCAUGGCACCCACGCCUUCCAUGCCGCCUGCCCCUUCUGCGGCACCUGGCUCACUGGCCAGCAGGGCUUCGUCCGGCUCAUCUUCCAGGGGCCGCUCGACUGAGAUGGGAGGGGGGGCGGGCGGGGGGCAGGCGGGCGAGGGGCGGUGGCAGGCGGGUGAGGGGGAUGGCCAAUAAACAGCAAAACACCCCAGAAGGCUUUCUCAUCUCUCACACCGUGCGCUGUGUACCGUGCGCUUGGUGGGCAAUUGUGGGAGGCGAGGCGUCAUCUGCACCGUAGAACAGGUUUGCUUCG
Molecule: messenger RNA, 1872 nt
Organism: Anolis carolinensis (green anole)
Lineage: Eukaryota; Metazoa; Chordata; Lepidosauria; Squamata; Anolidae
Gene: peli3
Product: pellino E3 ubiquitin protein ligase family member 3
Exons: 7
Coding region: 340-1857 (505 amino acids)
Biological process (GO): regulation of Toll signaling pathway; protein K63-linked ubiquitination
Molecular function (GO): ubiquitin protein ligase activity; protein binding
Source: RefSeq, a predicted model, not a curated record